AUGGAAGAUCAAGGGAUGUUGAGUAUGGUUUCAAACAUUACAACACUGGAUGGAGUACCAGGAGAAGGUGGUUGUUCAGAUUCUAACAGCAGCAGCAAUAGUCCCCGUGGAUCGAACAAACGUCAAAGAGAAGAAACCUCUAGUUCUUCAAGAUUUAAGGGUGUUUUUAGUCUGAAUAAAGGAAAAUGGGGUGCACAAAUUUAUGUUAGAAAAUAUCGUUAUUGGCUCGGGACAUUCGAAUCAGAAUCCGAUGCGGCUAUGGCUUAUGAUUCUGCUACUGUCUAUUUUCGAAGAAGUGAAGAUUCACCUCGGAACUAUCCACCGCAAACCUCAUUGGAACCUGAUUUCCAGAACCUGUUUCAAAAAGAAGAAUUACUGAGUAUGCUCAGGGAUGGAAUAUACCAGACAAAGUUUAAUGAAUUUGUAAACUCUCGAUCGUUGAACCAACCUGAUGGUUUGAGUCUGAGCCUGUCAACCACUGCAAGUGCUAACGACGCAGCUGUAUCGUACCAAAAGUUGUUCCAGAAAGAGCUAACUCCAAGUGACGUCUCGAAGCUGAACAGGCUUGUGAUUAAUAGAAGGUUUGCUGAAAAGUACUUCCCCGAGGUUUCGAAAGAAGAAAAGCAUCCUGGCGUUAUAGAGGACAUUCAAUUGUCAUUCUUUGACAGAGAGAUGAAGCGUUGGACGUUCCGAUACUGCUAUUGGAGAUCUAGCCAGAGUUAUGUGUUCACCAGAGGUUGGAACCGAUUUGUUAAGGACAAGAAAUUGGAGGCCAAGGAUAUGGUUACGUUUUAUAAGUGUCAGAAAGAGCAGAAUGCGUACUACAUGAUUGACGUAGCGCAGAAUGGAGCUGAGAGUAAUGGUGGUACAUACGCUGCUGGAAGUAGUGUAAAUUUUGGUGAUCAGAUUACGGUUAAAGAAAGUACUGUAACUGGACCACCACAACCAGAGGGGGAGGUGAAAAAGGCUGUCAGACUUUUUGGUGUAAACAUUAGUUAA
Papaver somniferum (opium poppy) is the source of this 999-nucleotide messenger RNA. RefSeq names its product AP2/ERF and B3 domain-containing transcription factor At1g50680-like. The transcript has a single exon. Lineage: Eukaryota; Viridiplantae; Streptophyta; Magnoliopsida; Ranunculales; Papaveraceae. Bases 1 to 999 code for a protein of 332 amino acids. Gene Ontology annotation, biological process: regulation of DNA-templated transcription. Gene Ontology annotation, molecular function: DNA binding; DNA-binding transcription factor activity. The record is from RefSeq and is a predicted model, not a curated record.